Messenger RNA from Rubroshorea leprosula, 1465 nucleotides. The record is from the annotation of a GenBank genome assembly. NCBI's taxonomy places the organism in Eukaryota, Viridiplantae, Streptophyta, Magnoliopsida, Malvales, Dipterocarpaceae.
GAACUGAAAGUCAGCUUCCCUUCCUCGCAGAAGCAAACCUACAGACAGACAUGGUAGCAUCAGCCAUCUCACCUUCUUCCAAUUUAUCUCUUUCUCUUCCAACCAGAACCAUCUCUUCCGAAGAACCCUGAGAGGACGAUAGUUUCAGCAUUUCCGAGUCAGCAUGCAGAUUCUUCAACAACUGGUUAAUUUUCCAGUUCUGCAAAUUCUGCAGAUUUCCUGCUUGUAAUUACGUACAUUGAUGCUUAAAGACUAUCUAUUAAAGAUGUGGAGUUACCUCGAAAGAUUGUCAAGAAUGAUUCACUUGAUUCUAAUCUAAGCUAUGGUGCUAUUGAAGCCAAAAGGGGAACCCACCCAUGAUGCCAGCAGUGAUGAUUCCAGGAGGACCUUUGGACCUCUCAAUUGUACUACUGAGAUAUCGCAUAAUCUUGACUGGGCAGCCAGUAACUUCACUGGUUGCUCAGAGAGUUAUAUCACAGCUGAUGACUCUUACAGCUAUUGAUGAGGAUGCAGAUAUCCUGGUGUAUUCAAACUGUCCUGGUGGAAGCCUUUAUUCUGUGUUGGCAAUUUAUGAUUGCAUGUCUUGAUCAAGCCAAAGGUUGGCACAGUUUGUUUUGGAGUAGCUGCAAGCCGUGGAGCACUUCUUCUUGCUGGCAGAGAGAAGGGAAUGUGGUAUGCAAUGCCAAAUGCACAACUUAUGAUAUAUCAACCACAGACUGGGUGUGGGGGUCAUUCGGAGGAUGUGAGAUGCCAAGUGGAUGAAGCAGUUCGAUCUCGCCAUAAAAUUGACAAAAUGUAUGCAGCUUUUACUGGUCAACCUUUUGAGAAAGUGCAGCUGUACACUGAGAGGGACCAUUACCUAUCUGUUGCUGAGGCCAUGGAGUUUGGACUCAUUGAUGGCAUCCUGGAAACAGAAUUCUAACAUGGAUUGGAUUUGCAAGUUCCUUGGAUUCUUCCAGAGUCCUACGCUGCAAUGUUCCCAAUGUGCUAUCAGAGGUGUCUUUUGUAAUGACUUGCAAUCUUUGUCAAAGGCUUGUAUUUGAUGCAGGUCAUAUCUCAAGGUUACCGGAGAUUUUGGUGGGGAAAUGGAAUUACCAUAUCAUUUUCCAAGACAAGAAUCCCAAAUUGUAUCUAGUGAUGAGAUUAUUACCCACCAUUAGAUUGUAAUGUCUUUGAGAACAGUGGUCUUUGAAAAUUUUUAAGGGGAAAAAACAUCCCACACCACGUCCACAAUCAAAUGGGAGAAGAGCCUUUAGCCACUAUAGGCUUAUUACUUGGUCUCAUCAAGUUUGUAUUUUCCUAUCAAGUUGCUAACCAGGAUCACUCUUUCUUUUCCUAUUCACUGUAAGGAAAUUGUUAUUGUUGUUUUUCAGAAAACCAAGAGUUGAGGCCUUUCCCAGAUUGCAGUUUUCCAGGGUUUAUCUUGGUGUUUCACAACUAAUGUUAAUGAAUUUUCAUGACAUAU